Molecule: messenger RNA, 1266 nt
Organism: Cercospora beticola
Lineage: Eukaryota; Fungi; Ascomycota; Dothideomycetes; Mycosphaerellales; Mycosphaerellaceae
Source: RefSeq, a predicted model, not a curated record
AUGGCUUACGUCAAGCUAAGCUACGAAGAGCCAUACUCGUACCCGCGCAGCCGAGUCCCGCUAUCAAGCGCUCCACCGAUCAACUUAGCGAUCGACGAUGUCAGACAGCUCCAGGAUGACCAUGCCAUGAUCGAGAGCAGUUUGGCCAAGCUGCGCGAAGAGUUGGACGGUUCAAGCGCCUCUGCCGAUGUUCUGGAGAUACUCGAGCGUAUGCGAGUUGCCUCUGCCCGCACAACAGAGCACAGUCAAGGGAUGUGGGAACUCGUGCCAAUUACCCAGCGGGCUACCACUAGAACUGCAAUUGUGGCGGAGAAAGUCUUCGACACACCUGAACUGCUGGAGGAGAUUCUCACCUACUUGAAGCUGAAUGAAGUUGUAACUGCGAUGAGGGUGAAGAAGGCUUGGUGUAAUACUGUGAAAGGCUCAGUGAAGCUGAAGCGUUGGCUGGGGCUUACUACACCUGUCGGUGGCUUUUUCCAUUGCGCGUUCCUCAAGCCAGGAUGCGAUGAGAGCCCUCACCGUGCUUGGUAUACACUUCCAAACCGACAGUUGUACGUCUGGCUUCCAAAAUUCAUGAUCUUUCAGAAGGCAGGUCUGUGGUCCGAUUCCCGAUGCUGGCAUCCGGAGUUUAUAUCAACAACACGCCUUCAAGAGUACAAAGAACAUAUCAACACUCUUGAGAUCCGAAUUAUCAGCAAGCCUAGUGUCGGCCGGGAACCCGGUGUCCGUGUCGCAAACACUCCGAUCUGCUAUCCAAGUGUCCACCAGCUCACGUACGAAAUUUUCUGUGGGUGCGGUUCUCGAUGCGAGAGCACAGGCGAGCUCAUGCUAUCAUCCAACAACGCAAAAGGCCUCACAGUCGGCGAUGUGACUCGCCACACCAACGAGAUCUUGAGGGAAACCGGUCAUGUCACGCGGGCAUGCAUUUUCGUCCAGAUAUACUACACCGCUCGUGUCGAACUGCUCGACAACGAUCCGAUUACUCUACAGAGGCGAAAGGCGAUUGAGGCAUAUGAGCAAGGCCCAGACAUCGGCUCGGGAGACCCGCUUUGCUUUCUUCGAUAUGGUUCAGAUUCUACGACUGCUUCGUCAUCAACGAUCAGCUCCGGGGACGAUCUAGAUAUGGAAGAUGUCGACCAGGGAAGCGUUUCGGGCGAUGAGGAUAGCUGGCAACGUGCAAGUGAGAAGGAGUGGGAGAACGCAAAUUGUUAUUUUCGCGCCAAGGCCUUUCCCUACGACGACUCUGAUUCUGAUGACUGGUGGUAA